Molecule: messenger RNA, 1239 nt
Organism: Diatraea saccharalis (sugarcane borer)
Lineage: Eukaryota; Metazoa; Arthropoda; Insecta; Lepidoptera; Crambidae
Source: the annotation of a GenBank genome assembly
AUGUGGAAAUUAUUGAUACUGUCACUAUAUUUAGGGGUGAGUGUAGCGGUUACCCCGAAGUUUUGUUGCGAACCGGGUUCCGCAAUAUUGAAAAGAAGAAACGUAUGUUGGAACCCAGUAUCUAAUGUAACUAAUGAUAUAAAAACAUUAGAAUGCCAAUUCAAAUUGCGUUUACUUCGUUACGAAAUAAAUAGUGAUGGGACUUUAUUGCUGCCAUUAAGUAGUAAAAAUUUUACGGUUGACGUCAAAAGUUAUUGUCUUGGAAAUGCAACUACAAUAAAAGAUUUGGAAUUGAAAAAUGCGACCGAAACGGCGCUCGUGUGUUCCGAUAAAAAAGAGAAGAUCAUUGAUGAUAAGGUAUCCGGAUACUGCCUGAUAGUGUCGGUAGUGUUUCUGUUCCUAACAGCUAUCGUAUAUGCAGCACUAUCGGAACUCAGAGACCUUCAAGGAAAGAGUUUUGUAUGUUUUUGCAUAAGCCUUGGAUUGGGUAUGAUGAUAUUAGUAAUCAUGAAAUUGAUGACAUAUAGCGAUAUGAAACUGUGUGCUGUGAGAGGAUUUUUGACGUACUUCUUCUUCCUCGCCAGCUUCUUUUGGACUAAUGCUAUUUCAAUACAAAUUCUAUUGUGUAUAAGGCGUCCCUCUACAAUAAAUUACAAAUGGAAGGACUUCUUUUGGUACGCCUUGUAUGCAUGGGGAUGUCCUGCAUUGUUGACUAUGAUAUUAGCAAUCAUAAAUUUUGUCCCGGGAAACCAUUCGAGACCUGGUAUCGGACUGAUGCAUUGCUGGUUUUAUGAUAAAGAAAACCAGUGGUAUUAUAUGUACAGCGUAAUGUCAAUAUUAAUAAUAGCUAACAUUUGCAUAUUCAUUUACACUUCAGUCUGCCUUUGGAGAAACACUUUUGCCACCAGUCAUUUGAAGGCACUUAAAUAUAAGUUUAUGAUGACGCUUCGACUCUUUGUAUUGAUGGGCGUGACUUGGAUAUUUGAGAUGUUCAGCUCUUUUAUGGAGGAAUCGCAUUUUUGGGUUAUCAUAGACAUUUACAACACGCUGCAGGGUCUAAUGAUAUUUUUGAUGCUCGUGCCGUUUAGAAGGCGAGCAGUUAAAGCCAUGUACAAGCAAGGCUGGUUGGACUGCUGCACUAAUGCCGUGGAAAAACAUUUAGCUGUCGGCGAAGACGACGAACAAGAUGUAAUGGCACAGAAUACAGAUGUGCCCAUGGAAGAUAGAAACGGAAAAUGA